AUGGCCGCCCAGAGCAAGAUGGUGGAGAACAGGGGCCAGGUGGCUGUUAUUGGAAGUGGUCUAGCAGGCCUUGUUGCAGCGUGGGCGUUGGUGAAUGAUGGAUAUGAUGUGACAAUCCUUGAAAAGCACGACGGCUUUGCCCUCGCCCGCGAAACCAUCCUGCCCAAGCACAAGUCCGCACCCACUGUUAACAUCCCCUUGAAAACCUUUUCAGCUGGUUACUACGCGAACCUCUUCAAACUUCUUAACCACCUUAAGAUUGAGACCAAGAUCCUCCGCUUCCGGUACUCCUUCUUGCGUAGCACCAGCUCCCCCAGCGACAGUCACGAUGGAACCGACAACACCAAUAACACCGGCUCUGCCCCCGAGAACCCAAACCACUACUUCACCUUCUUCUCCAACUUCCACCGGAUCCUCCCCUGUCUCGCUCUCAACGCCGUUGGCGCAAACCUCUUCGCCCUCCUGUGUUACCUCUGGUUCACCCUCGCCGUCUUCCUCCUCCCCCCACGCGGGCAGGGCUUCAACCACAAGACCGAAACCGAGACUCUACAAGACUACUCCCACCGCAUCCACCUGCCCGAGAGCUUCCUCGACUGGUACCUCCUCCCCCUCUUCGCGUCCGUCUCAACCUGCUCGCACGCAGACCUCCGCCUCUGCCCCGCAAUCUACAUCACCGAGUACCGCCGGCGCACCCUGGGAGCAGACCACCGCACCAUCGCCGACAUGGCAGACUUCCAGGACCGUCUUACGGCUGGGACCAGGCCGGAGUUCUAUUGUGUCGCGACCGGUGUAGAGCCCUACAGGGGCCACCGUGGAGAUAAGAGUGUUUGUGUGAUGUUCCGCAAGUACUUCAAGGGCCUUGACGAUGAGGGUUUCGAGUAUGAUGAUUUGUGUCCGGAGUAUAUGGAUGGGGGGUGGAUCUUUGACCAUGUUAUUCUUGCGACGGGGGUUGUGGCUGCGGGCAAGAUGUGUUCUGGGGUUGGGAAGGUUGCGGAGGGGUUGAAUGAGGGGAGGGUCAGGAUUACUGUUGAGGAAGGGGUUAAAAAGGAGAAUGAGAAUGAGGAAUCUUGCUCCGGCGGCAGUGAGGACCUUAUUCUCAUGACUCGCACUGAUCCUAUCCGCGGUCCCGUCACCAGCACUCUCCAUCGCCACCCAGCCGGAAUAAACGUUACCGUUUCGCCUUGUUCAGGACUCGAAGCGGAGGACGAAGACAAAGAGCAGAAGCCUCAGGCAGAUGACAGCGGCAACGACAACAAGGAAGUCACCCACCUCGCCCGCCCCCUCCCCACAGCCGCCUCUCACAACCUCCUUCUCUCGGUCUUUGACAAGGAGAAGAAGUCACCGACUGAGGACGUUGCGCCCUGGAAAAACGGAACGGAUCUAAUCUAUCUCGCCGGUGAAUAUGCGUCCGCCGGACUACCCCUCCUUGAAGCCUGUGUUCGCAGCGGCUUGGAGGCUGCAGAGGCAAUCGGUGCGAGGAUUCCGUUUGAGAUUGUACGCGAGACUCCGUUUUGA
Aspergillus calidoustus is the source of this 1515-nucleotide messenger RNA. NCBI's taxonomy places the organism in Eukaryota, Fungi, Ascomycota, Eurotiomycetes, Eurotiales, Aspergillaceae. The record is from the annotation of a GenBank genome assembly.